AUGGCGCCUGCUACUCUCACCGAAGCGGAAAGGAGAGCAAACCACAUCAUCUCUCUACCCAAGCCUCCUCGAGCCUCCUCUUCCACCGAGAAUGUCGACCCGCAGGCAAUUGCCCAACAAUGGCUCACCAAGCUUGAAGCCACUCUUUCGUCGGGCUUAGGGGUCGACCAGAUCAACAGCCUAUUCCAUGAUGACUCCUACUGGCGUGAUCACAUCGCUCUACAAUGGGACUUUCGUACCAUCCGCUAUGCCACGAACAUAGCCUCUUUCCUCCAGAAACAUCAGCCCCUUGCCCAGAUAUCCAAUUUCUCCUUGCAGACAGAGGGGAAAUAUAUGCCCCAUAUCGACAGUCCGGAAAAUGGUGUACCCGGAAUCGACUUUGUGGCCUCCAUGUUCCAUUUCGAGACCAAGAUAGGGCGUGGAUCGGGGAUAUUGCGGUUAACGUUGGAUGACGAUGGGAAGAAUUGGAAGGCGUAUGUAGUGUACACAUCUUUGCAGGAGUUGAAGGGUGUUGAGGAACCCCUUGGUCCUAGGAGGGUGUAUGGAACGCUGGAUAGUAUGCCAAAUGGCUCCGCUGGAGGGACUUGGAAGGAGAGGAGGGAGAAAGAAAUGAAGUUCGAGGGAGGCGUGGAACCAACUGUCCUGAUUGUUGGUGCUGGGCAAGCGGGAUUGAAUCUUGGAGCUCGUCUUCAGUCUCUUAAAGUGUCGACUCUGCUUGUGGAUCGUCAUGAACGAAUAGGAGACAACUGGCGAAAGAGAUAUCGAACAUUAACAACCCACGACCCUGUUGAAUUCACACAUAUGGCCUAUCUUCCUUUUCCCAAGAACUGGCCCCAAUUUACACCCAAGGACAAGCUCGGCGACUGGUUCGAAGCCUACGCCAGUCUCAUGGAACUCAACGUCUGGACAAACACAUGCGUCACCUCUGCCAGCUACGACGACCACACGUCUACCUGGACGGUCACGGUCCGUAGGCCAGAUGGCUUCAUACGCACUUUACAUCCUAAGCAUGUAGUCUUCGCAACUGGGCAUUCCGGUGAGCCUAAGAUUCCCUCUUUCCCAGGACAAGAGGUUUUCCAAGGAACCAUAUAUCAUGGCUCCCAGCACAAAGAUGCGUCCGAGUAUGAUGUGCGAGGAAAGAAAGUCAUUGUUGUCGGUACUGGUAAUAGUGGACACGAUAUUGCCGAAAACUUCUACGAGAAUGGCGCAGAGGUCACGAUGCUACAGAGACGAGGGACAUAUGUGAUUUCCGUUGACAAGGGAGUAUUUAUGCUGCAUGAGGGGAAACAUGAUGAAUGGGGACCGCCAACCGAACAAGUCGAUAUAUGGGCCGAAUCACUCCCGUACCAAGUUGCAUUCGCAUUCGACGUGUACCUUACACGUCGAAUCUCCGAGGUAGACAAACCCAUGCUCGAUGGCUUGGCCAGGGCAGGUUUCGACGUCUACAAGGGCAUUGACGAGAGCGGCAUUUUCCGUCAAUACAUGACGCGCGGAGGCGGCUACUAUAUCGACGUCGGGUGUAGCUCCCUGAUUGCCGAGGGGAAAAUCAAGGUACACACGUCAGCCAAUGGCGUCAAGGAAUGUACACCACAUGGCCUGAUUCUGGCAGAUGGCACAGAGUUGCCGGCAGAUAUGGUGGUGCUGGCGACAGGCUACGACAACAUGCGCACGACGGUCCGGAAAGUGCUUGGUGAUCAAGUGGCAGAUCGGUGCAAGGAUGUUUGGGAUCUGGACGAGGAAGGCGAGCUGAGAGGUGUGUGGCGUCCGUCAGGGCAUCCCAACUUCUGGUAUAUGGGAGGCAACCUGGCCUUAUGCCGAAUUUACUCCAAAUUCCUGGCGUUGCAGAUUAAAGCUGCCGAAGCAGGGCUUGUUCCAAAGAGCGAAUAA
Talaromyces atroroseus is the source of this 1887-nucleotide messenger RNA. RefSeq lists its product as hypothetical. The transcript is spliced from 5 exons. The record is from RefSeq and is a predicted model, not a curated record. Bases 1 to 1887 code for a protein of 628 amino acids. Lineage: Eukaryota; Fungi; Ascomycota; Eurotiomycetes; Eurotiales; Trichocomaceae. Gene Ontology annotation, molecular function: monooxygenase activity; flavin adenine dinucleotide binding.